Messenger RNA from Uranotaenia lowii, 2442 nucleotides. RefSeq names its product dynein intermediate chain 2, ciliary. The record is from RefSeq and is a predicted model, not a curated record. Gene Ontology annotation, molecular function: dynein heavy chain binding; dynein light chain binding. The transcript has 11 exons. Lineage: Eukaryota; Metazoa; Arthropoda; Insecta; Diptera; Culicidae. Bases 90 to 2258 code for a protein of 722 amino acids. Gene Ontology annotation, biological process: outer dynein arm assembly; cilium movement. Gene Ontology annotation, cellular component: outer dynein arm.
UAGACUCCCGCGGGAUACAGUUCAAAUCUUCGUAAAUCAAACAUUGUUCGUAGUUUUCUAACGGUUUUCGGACGUGUGGCCGGCAAACGAUGGCUUCACCGGCGUCCUUCCACAGCCUGGAGAGCGAUGGCAGUGAUCUUCGCAGCUCGGCGAUGCAGAAGCCCGGCAAAGGUGAGACCGUCGACAAUGACGAGUUCGAUUCCUGGGUCAAGGCGAAGCAGCUGCUCAAACCGGUGGACCAGUUGGACCUGACGGAAGCCGAACUAGGCGAGGAGGUACCGAAGCUGCUGUCUACGGAAAACCGACAUCUACCGAGGAAUUUGGUCAUCUACAACUUCCGGGAGGGCGCCUUUUUGCCGGUUCCUCCACCGGAAAACACCGUCACCUUGCUCGAGUUCGAGGGAACUUCGCUCCAUAAGGAUUGUCCGGAAGCGAAGGAACAGAUUGCUCGCAAAGGAACCGACGAACUGAACAUCACCUUGGACAAACCAACAGAGCCAAGUCCGGAAGAGGAAGAAGCAUCACGCAAAUCGGAAACUCCGGAAGGCGAAGAAGCCGAACGGGAAGAAGGAGAAGAAGGCGAAGCCGAUGCCGAAGCCCAGGAACAGGAAGAGGAAGCUCAGGCGGCCCCGGAGGAGGAAGCGGCCGGUCCGAACAAGAAACUGACCAAUCAGUUUAACUUCUGCGAACGAGCGGCUCUUACGAUUGCCAAUCCGACGAGGUCUGUCGACACUCAAACGAUUCCUCCCCCGCGUUCCACUUUCGGUGCCAGCGUGCUCCAGUGGGUAAUCUAUGAUUCGUACGCCGAAGAUUAUCAGCAGGUUCUGCGAGAGAAGGAACGCGAGAAGGAGAAGAAACCAACGAUGCACAAGCGAGACGAACGAUCUCGCAAGGACGACAAAGCCAAACAGGCCGAAGAGUUCAACAAACGGUAUCUGCAGGCGGCCCAAAUCAUCGAACGGAUGGUCAACCAAAACAUCUACGACGAGAUUGCCCAGGACUAUCGCUACUGGGAGGACCCCUCGGAUGAAUUCCGUGAGGAGGAGGGCACAUUGCUGCCGUUGUGGAAAUUCUCCUACGAGAAAACCAAGAAAAUGUGCGUCACAGAUUUGUGCUUCAACACACUGUACUACGAUCUAUUUGCGGUUUGUUUCGGAUCUUUGGACUUCAUGAAGCAAGGCAACGAAGGAGCAGUUUGCUUGUUCACAAUCAAAAAUCCGUCCUUUCCCGACUACCGAAUUUCAACCGAGAGCGGGGCCAUGUGUUGCGACAUUCACCCCAAAUAUCCGUACCUGGUGUGCAUCGGCCUUUACGAUGGGAACGUGCUGGUGUACAAUCUCCAGGUCGGCACCAAGGAACCUGUCUACAUGUCCCACGGAGUCAACGGCAAACACUCGGAAGCGGUCUGGGAGAUUAAAUGGGGCCCGGACAUGCAGGACGGCGAAAUCAACUUCUACUCGGUGUCCGGCGAUGGGCGGGUCUUCAACUGGGUGUUGAUGCAGAACAAACUGGCCAUAACGACCAUCAUUUCGUUGUUCCUGGACGUGGAUCAGGUCGGCGGCCCAGAUGGAAGCUCAAUAAAGCUCAAGGGCUGCGGUAUGUGUAUGGUUUUUCACCCAACCAAUCCGGAACUGUUCCUGGUUGGCACCGAGGAGGGGUACAUUUUCAAAUGCAGCACGGCUUACAGCUCCAAUACCCAAUCAAAGGUAAGAUAUCUGAUGACCUACUAUGCCCACUACUUGCCCGUUCAUCGGAUGGAUUACAACAAGUUCAACUCCAACAUAUUUGCAUCCUGCAGCGGCGACUGGCGUGUCAAGAUCUGGGAGGACAUGAGACCGGAGCCGUUGUUCAUUUUUGACCUGGGUGCUUCCGUCGGGGACGUCAAGUGGGCUCCCUAUUCCAGCACCGUUUUUGCCGCCGUCACGACCGAGGGCAAAGUGUUUGUAUUUGAUCUCAACGUCAACAAGUACAAGGCGAUCUGUAUCCAGGCUGUGGUAUCGAAGAAGAAGAACAAACUGUCCCGGAUUGCGUUCAACCAGAAGUUGCCGUUCAUCAUCGUUGGCGACGAUAAGGGCACCACCAUUACGUUGAAGCUGUCGCCGAAUCUGCGCAUCAAAACCAAGGCUCCCAAGAAGGCCACUGGCGUUGAUGUCCACCAGCUCGAGGCCCAGAAACUGGACCGGCUCCUGUCAUUGGUGCGAGAACUUCCGGAAGGUGAACUGGUCAAGGAAACCGUUUCAACUGUGGCCUCCAAUUAAGGCGGGCGGAACAUGCAUAUGCAGAUAUUUAGCUCUAGUAGAAGACAAACUAAACCAAAUUACCAUUGCAAAUGGAGUGUGAUCGUAGAAAUGAUUAGCAACAAACAACACCGACACGCGUUUUUUCAGUGUAGAAUACCCUUAGUAGGAAGCAAUAAAUUAUUUAUUUUGUAGACAUUGUACC